Gossypium raimondii (Peruvian cotton) is the source of this 708-nucleotide messenger RNA. RefSeq lists its product as uncharacterized. The coding region runs from base 1 to 708 and encodes 235 amino acids. The record is from RefSeq and is a predicted model, not a curated record. The transcript has 3 exons. NCBI's taxonomy places the organism in Eukaryota, Viridiplantae, Streptophyta, Magnoliopsida, Malvales, Malvaceae.
AUGUCAAGGGAAAAUAUGCAACAAGAGCUAGGUGCGUCCCUCAGAGCUCUUGAGAAUCAAGUGGGGCAGAUAGGGAAUUCUUUAAAUUCAAGGCCACAAGGAGCAUUACUAAGCGAUACCGAGAAAUCGAUAACACAAGAGAAGGAACAGUGCAAUGCCAUCACUCUCAGAAGUGGGACACAGUUGGAUGAUGUUGUUCAAGACACCACUACAGAAUGGCACAACUUCAGACUCAACCAUGGAAAGAAUUCAAAAUCAACUGAAAAGCAUAAUGCACCUGAAAAGGGUAAACAGAAAAAUAUUACAGCAGAAUCAGAUCAUGAUGUUCAGUUUAAAAGAUUUUUGGAUGUUUUGAAGCAACUCCAUAUUAACAUACCGCUAGUAGAAGCUUUGGAACAAAUGCCCAAUUAUGUGAAGUUUAUGAAAGAUAUACUAUCAAAGAAGUACAGAUUGGGAGAAUUUGAAACUGUUGCUCUCAUUGAAGGGUGUACAACAAUGCUGAUGAAUAAAUUACCUCUAAGGUUGAAGGACCCAAGGAGUUUCACUAUCCCAUGUUCAACUGGAAAUCAUUAUAUUGGUAAGACAUUAUGUGAUUUAGGAGCGAGUGUAAAUCUAAUGCCUAUGUCUAUUUUCAGAAAGCUGGGAAUUGGGAAAGCAAGACUUAUUACAGUUACGUUGCAACUGGCUGAUCGAUCCUACGCACAUUAA